Molecule: messenger RNA, 9186 nt
Organism: Podarcis lilfordi (Lilford's wall lizard)
Lineage: Eukaryota; Metazoa; Chordata; Lepidosauria; Squamata; Lacertidae
Source: the annotation of a GenBank genome assembly
AUGCCUUCCAUGGAUCUUUCGCCUAAACCAGAAGAUUAUAUCUUGCAGGGUCCUGUUUUCAAUCCAGUGAGUGAUCAUUUUUAUUUUCUGCCUGCCCUGAUGAGUUGUAGAUACUGCUGGUGGGAAAUAUCCUAAUUUCAUAAUCAAGUAUAAUUCUAAGGAAGGGGAGGGAGGGAGAGAGAGAAGGAAGGAGAAAUAGUCUGCCAUGCUACCUUUCUAGGUUUUAGUGGACAGCCUGGAAAUGUGAUUUUUUAAAAAUAAAAAAAAGUUAACCAAACACCUGUUUGCUUCUGAGUAAGCUGUGGGCGGCCCAUGCAGCCAGCUGAGAUUAAGGCUGCCAAAUGUCUGGUUUAAAAAAAGAACCAGGAUCUGCAGAAAUUUACAAGCAGGACAAACUGCACUUGGCCACAGGUCAUAAAACUGUGUUGUUCAUUAUGUUACGUAAAGCUGAUUUUAAAUAAAGAACAGUGGAAGGGCCCAGCUCAAAAGGAGUGGCUUUUUAAAUGGUAGGCUUGCCAUUCCAUUUUGUUUUUCGACUAGCCUUCCUCAUGUGCUUCCAGCUAAUGCUGAAACUCUUUUCCCCCCCCCCGCCCCAUCCAUGCUGAAGCAAUAAAUUAAUUGCAUGACUGAUUUGUCAGCCCAGAGAGCAUCACCCCAGGCUCUGUGUUCUCCUGGCACCUAGAGAGGUCCAACUGCAGACAUCCCCCACCAAGCCUGGUCUUCGUUUGCAGCCUCCCAGCUCUGCAAAGUGAUAUUGCUUGUGCCCUGCAGAUGUUUUGGACUACAAAUCCCAUCAGCCCCUGCAUCAUAUGUCUCUGCCGGCUGGGUCUGAUGGGAGUUGUAGUCUAAAACAUCUGGUAAAAAGGUAAAGGAGCCUUGACAAUUAAGUUCAGUUGCAAACAACUCUGGGGCUGCAGUGCUCAUCUCACUUUACUGGCCGAGGGAGCCAAUGUUUGUCCACAGACAGUUUUUCCGGGUCAUGUGGCCAGCAUGACUAAGCCGCUUCUGGCGAAACCAGAACAGCGCACGGAAACGCCAUUUACCUUCCCGCCGGAGUGGUACCUAUUUAUCUACUUGCACUUUGACAUGCUUUCGAACUGCUAGGUUGGUAGAAGGCAACAAAGCCGUCAAAGGCAUCCCUUGGUCUCCUAAUUGUUCUCCCUUUGCAUUUGACUUGGGGCGGGGGAGGAUUCCAGCAUCAAGAAACUCACCCAUCUAUUUCCUGACCUGGCAGAGGAGGGCAGCAUUGGAACUCAGGAUCUUGGUAGCCUUCAGAAGUGAAUGGAGGACAAGCAUUAGCUGGGAUAUGGUGUCUCGCUGCCAUCUGACCAGCAGGCUCUGGAUUCCAAAAUCCGCAACCCCAUCGCGGUUGGUUCACUCUUGGGGCAUUUCUGGAGCAUGUGCAGAGUGCCGGCUGAACCAAGCACCUCUGUAGCACUGGGCAGGAAGGGCAUCUCGUUUGCUCAGCCAAGCCUUUAAUGCUUGACUCUGUGUGUGUCUGUGUCCAUUUUUCAGAUCGUUCCUUACAUCACCUCCAUCUUUGGCAGCUUGGCCCCUGGGAAAAUGGUUUCCAUCCAGGGAGCAACCCCAAUGGAAGCGGAAAGGUAAGAAUAAAAUAAAAAUCACAUUGUUUAAAGAGAGGAGGACUGAGAGCUUUUGUCUUUCCAGUGUGUUAAUCUUUCCGGAGGAAGGAGAAAGGAAAAGGGGAGAGGAAGGAGGCUUUCCUGCUGAAUCACGCCAAGGAUAAUGCUAAGGUUGCAGCUUCGAUCCCCGUAUUGGACAACUGCAUAUUCCUGCAUUGCACAGGGUUGGACUAGAUGAUCCUUAGUGUCCCUUUCAGCUAUACAAUUUGAUGAUUCUAUUAUUCUGCUUCUGGCAGAAGUCAUUUCCAAGAAACCCACAUGGGGCACAAAAAUGAGGGCAGCCCCCAGUCGUUUGUCCCCACCACAACUGGUAUUUGGAAGCAGACUGCCUCUGAACACGGACGUUCUCUGUCCUAAGAGCCAUGAAUAAAUUUCUAUCGUCCUUAUUUUAAGUUAACAUCUGAUCAUUUUUAGUGCUCUAUUUACUGUGUUUUAAUCUCAUGUGUAAGGGACGCGGGUGGCGCUGUGGGUUAAACCACAGAGCCUAGGACUUGCCGAUCAGAAGGUCGGCGGUUUGAAUCCCCGCGAUGGGGUGAGCUCCCGUUGCUCGGUCCCUGCUCCUGCCAACCUAGCAGUUCAAAUGCACAUCAAAGUGCAAGUAGAUAAGUAGGUACCGCUCCAGCGGGAAGGUAAACGGCGUUUCCGUGCACUGCUCUGGUUCGCCAGAAGUGGCUUAGUCAAGCUGGCCACAUGACCCGGAAGCUGUAUGCCGGCUCCCUUGGCCAGUAAAGUGAGAUGAGCGCUGCAACCCCAGAGUCGGCCACGACUGGACCUAAUGGUCAGGGGUCCCUUUACUAAUCUCAUGUGUGCUUAUUUUGCACAGUAUUUUCUGUUGUAAGUUGAAUUCUUUUGGCAUAAAGGGAUGGGGAAAAAAUGAAUGAAUAGCAGUGAGCACCUCUUGCAGCAGUGAAUUCUGUAAAUUAGCUCUGUGAAGAAGUCUGUUAAUUUUUCUGUCCAGUACCUGCUGCUACCCACAGUUUUGACCAUAAAGGGCUUACUCAACACAGGUCAUUCUGGCUCCCUUAACCACCUUCUGUUCAAACCUCAGACUCCUCCAAGUAAAUCAGUUGGUAAACUCAAAACAGUAUUUUCCAUAUAAAAUUUAAGAAUAGUUGCAGGGUGCUAAGCAACAGGUGCUAAAAACAUAUUUAACACAAUUCCAGUACAGAUGCAAACUGACUAUGAAAGAUGUUGGAAGAGGAGAGUCUUCAGUAGGUUCUGCAAAGACAGUUGAUUAUGUAAUACAAGUCAAUUUAUUUGUAAUAACCUUGACUCUGCUUUAUGUACUGUCAUCUAUAUUUCACUGAAUGAAACAGGUUUUUUGUUUGAUGUCCUCCAUUUAAAAAAAAAAAAAUGAAAGGAAUUCACUUCUUUAAAUUAUUCUUCCUGCUUUUCCCCACUCUUGAUUCAGGUUUCAGGUUGACUUCCAGGCCGGCUCCAGCUUGGCACCACGGGCUGAUAUUGGCCUCCACUUCAACCCCCGGUUCCGUUCGCGUCCCUACACAAUCUGCAACUCUCUAAGCAACGGCCUCUGGAUGGAGGAGGUGAAAUUCCCCCACCUGCCCUUGAAAAGUGGCGACUCUUUCCUACUGCUGUUUCUCUUUGAACAAGAUCAUGUGAAGGUGAGGAGGUUCACAGAAGAGACACCUGGCUGCUGGUCCAGGCGAAAGGCCCAUCUAGUUCACAAUCUUGUUUCCACAAACUAGAGUUUGUGUUUCUCCUCCUCAGGUGAGCGUAAAUGGACAGCACUAUCUCCAGUAUAUGUUCAGCUUGCCACUGGACCGAAUGAACACGCUGAGAAUAUCUGGCGAUGUCAUCCUGAGAGCGAUAGCCUUUUUCCCUAAAAAUGUACGGUAUUGUGUUGAGCACUUUUAAAAUCUCUCUUUAAAAUAUACAUAUUUCCUCAAUCCAGACUCAUAUAAAUUAAUAUAGGCAGUCCAUAUAUCCAAAUAGGACUGCCUAGAAAGGAAAGUGAGAUGAUAGAAUCUUUGAGUUGGAAGGGACCCAAGGGUCAUCUAGUCCAACCCCCUGCAAGGCAGGACCACUGAGGCUUAGGGUGGUAUGCAACUUUUAAUGCCUAAGAAGUUCAUAAAAUGAGGAUCCAGAGUGGGGUUUUUCCCUCCCUCCCUGAUAUCAGAACUCCAUUUUUUUGUGAACUAAGGUGAUUAGCAGUAGGUUCAAGAAGUAUUUCUUGAUGCAAAUGAUAUAGAAUUAAAAAUAAAUAAAUAGAUCUUUCCUGAGGAGAAAAUUUAGAAGGAAAGCGAAUGUGACAAAGGAAGCAAACUACUGUACAUCAUGGGAGAGGCCUACUUCCCAAAGUGUUCAUCCCACCUUUGACCUGUAGGUGGAGCUGUCACCCAACCUGAUAGCCCUGUGGUGCCAAUUGUGGCUCACUCACUGCCACAAGUUGUGGGGAUGUGGCUUCUAGCUGGGAUGGCUGUAAAAAGAAUGGGAAAACUCAAGGACGAGGUGGCCUGCCACGUGGCUAGUAAAUGGAACCACAGGCAGCGUAUUUCUGAUUUGUGCUGGCUGGGGAGAGUUAAACACUGGGGAAGGGGCUUUGAGUUCCUGCAGGCAUUUGGCUGGCCACUGUCAAAAUAGGAUGUUGGAGAUCAACAGCAGCCUCCGCCAACUGAGCACCCUCCAGAUGUUUGGGGCUAGAACAUGGCUAGGGCUUUGGGGAGUUGUAGUCCCAAAUAUGUGGAGAACCUUAGUUGGAGGAGGCUGCUAUAUGCUAUCUUUGGGGCAAUAAAUAAACCAGACCCACAUCCCACUGAGGCUUCCCAGCCCCAUUCCUGAAAAACAAAUAAAAACCCAGGUUUAUGCAAAGCUUCAAACACUUGCAUUUUGAAUUAUGCAAGAGGAGUGGUUUGCAGAAGAUGCUAAGGGAAGCCAUGGGGCUGGGAAAGUGUCUUGGGUAUUCCCCACGUUGGAAGCUCCUGCUGUCAGAUUUACGACCUGUUGUUGAUCCGUGCUGCGUCUUGUUCUUCUUGUUCUGUCCUCUCUCUCUUCUUGUGUGCAGCCUUUUGAUAUCUACAGAACAGAAUACCCUGUUGCCCCAGUAAGUAUAUAUUUAUUUAUUGAAUUUAUUGAAUUUUUUAAUUUUGUUUUGACUUUUAGAAGACAUCUGAAGGCAGCCCUGUAAAGGAAGCUUUUAAUGUUUUAUUGUGUGUUUAUAUUUUGCUGGAAGAGAGUAGAUGGGGCAACCCAGUCAUUUGGGCAGUAUGCAGUCUAGUCAAGCAGUGCAUAAGUUUGUGUUUGAAAUAAAUAGUAAAUAAACAUUGGGGAAGCAUCACAGAAGAGCUCAUAAAGGGGGAAUGUGUGGCCAGUCCUGCACAAACCCACUAAUAAUGCACUAUUAUGACAUCUGUGACAUAUUGCAGAAGAUAUCCCCACCCCACAAAAAAUAACAUCUUCAAUAGUCCCAGUCUCCCUCUCCCGCCUCCCGCCUCCUGCCCAAUUCCAAUCCCAUUUUCAAGCCAGUGCAUGGGAGUCUUAUCCUGAUUUUUGUCUCUCCCCCACCCCCACUUUCUUUAUUUCUUUCCAUAGCAUCUGUUCAAGAGCAGAGCCGUUCUGGUGAGUCUAAAUACACCCAUUGCCUUUAUUUUCUCCUGUGGCUUAGUGGGGUAGCUUCUCCAGCAGCUAACUUGCUCCUUGCUAUUUCUCUCACUUUUCAGGAUGUCCCCCUUUCCCAUCUGCUCCCUGAGAGCCUCAGGCCGAGAGACACAAUGACAGUGAGAGGCUUGGUGUGUCAGGACCCCAAAGAGUAAGUAGACCCCCCCCCCCACUUUCCACCCCCCUUUGCACUUGCUGCCCACUCUUUUGUGGUAGAUCUUACAGUCGGGGCUUGGCAAAUGGGGAGAAAAAUACAGUGGUGCCUCGCAAGACGAAAUUAAUCCGUUCCGCAAGAGUCUUCGUCUAGCGGUUUUUUCGUCUUGCGAAGCAAGCCCAUUGACGGAUUAGCGCUAUUAGCGCUAUCAGCUGUUUAGCGGCUAUUAAAGGCUUAAAGGCUUAGGGGAUUAGCUGCUAAAAGGCUAUUAAAGGCUAUUAAAGGCUUAGCAGAUUAGAUAAAGGGGAGGAAAAGCGAAAAAAAUCUCAAGACUCGCAAGGUAUUUUCGUCUUGCGAAGCAAGCCCAUAGGGGAAUUCGUCCUGCGAAGCAACUUCAAAACGGAAAACCCUUUCGUCUAGCGGUUUUUCCGUCUUGCGAGGCAUUCGUCUUGCGGGGCACCACUGUAGAUCCAAAUCUCUGUUCUGUAUGAUGUAGGAAUAUAAGGAGCUUUGUAAGUCAGACCACUGCUCCAUCUAGCUCUGUAUUACUGUGUGUGAUACAAUUUACUACCCACUCUCCACCCUAAGGUGGAAUUGUUUCCCUUCUUUCCUUUACUUUUUCCUUACUUCCUUCUUCCCCUGCUUCUCUUUUCUUCUCUUUCCUCCCCCCCCCACCCUUCUCUUUCUUUUCUUUUCUGUGGUGUCCCCUAUCUCAUAUACCCGUCUUGGUUAUUACUGUUAUUACUAUUGGUUUUGUUUUAAUGCACCUCUCUCCAUUGGUUUGCUGUGUGUGAGUAUGUUUUGCAUUUUGCAUUUACAGUCGUACCUUGGUUUUCAAAUGCCUUGGAAGUUGAACGUUUUGGUUCCUGAACGAUCAAAAACUGAAAGUGAUUGUUCCGGUUUUCAAAGGUUCUUUGGAACCCGAACGUCCUACAUGACUUUUGCAGCUUCCAAUUGGCUGCAGGAGCUUCCUGCAGCCAAUCGGAAGCCGUGCCUUGGUUUCUGAACAUUUUGGAAGUCGAACGUACUUCCUGAACAUUUGACCUCCGAGGUACCACUGUAUUGCUAGUGUGGUUUCUCAUGGACAGCAUAAGGGUGUUUGAGUGUGUGGUCACAUCUGAGGAAAAGUGCUGUCUUCCUCCCAUUUGCUUUCAACCUUUUGUUGUUGGGGCAACCCCUCCUCCCCCCUCGCAAAAAAGCAAUGACGAGACAGCACUAAGACGUCUGAACUACAUGACAAUGACAAAGGUGGUUGUCUGAGCUUUAUUUAAUUAAGAAAACAGAUAAAAAAUGGAACAAAUGCUUGAGUCCUAGAACUUUGGUUCCACCUUGGAGACCAUCCCAAGGAAUCCAGAACUCUUCAAGAAUCCCGAGAUAAAUUUGGAUGCGGAGGACAACAGCUUUGGAAGGCUCCCUUCCCUUGCAGCCUGUUUCCCAAAUUACCUUUAUUAACAGAUUCAGCCUUGAUGACUCUUCCAGGUUCUGCAUCAGCUUGAAGAAAGACCCUUCGCACGUCUCCUUCAGCUUCCGCGUUUGCUUCACGGACCAGACGGUGUCAUGGCGCUCAUUUUGGGACAGAGGCCAAGAGUCUGGGGGGAAGGUGUCUGAGGGCUUCCCCUUCUACCCCCAGCGAUACUUUGAGGUAAGAAGAGACGUUGAACGUCUUAAGUUCCAGUUUCCCAGGAAACCUCAGACAGGCCUGGUUCACGUGAUAUACUGAGAGAUAUGCUCAGUGGGGCAGUGGCGGCGUCAUGGUUAGACAAGGAAAUUGGAGACCAGAGUACUAUUCCCCACUCGGCCACAAAACUGACUGGGUGUGACCUUGAGGGCCAGUCACUCCCUCUCAGCCUGGCCUACCUCACAGGGUUGUGGUGUGUUGAGCAUAACAUGGGAGUGGGUAGGAGAACCAUGUAGGCAAACCUUGAGCUCCUUGCAGGGAAGGUGGGAUAUAAAUGUAAUGAAGUAAAUAAUAAAAUAAGCCAGGGGUUACCAAUGUGGCCCUGGUGGGUGUGUUGGCACCCUUUCUCUGGUGCUCACAGAGCCCCCACCCUCACGUCCCUCUUUGCCAUGAGGGGGGCGAGGAUAAUUGUCUUUUUUAUCCUUGAAAUAUACAUAUAUUCUAGUACACCCUAGAAUAGCAAGUUCAUUCACCACCAGCCCUCCCUUUUGCCCCUCCUCACUCCCUCUGCAAGGGUUGCCAAGUCAGGUGCACGCAGGGAAGGAGCCGAGAAGUUUAUGAGCUACAUUGCUAAAGAGUUUUAUUUCUAGUUACGCAGACAGAAAAGAAACAUGCAUGCUCUCUCUGUGAAAGCAGAGAGCAACUGAAACAAAGGAACAGGAAACCAGUAACAUCACGUCCAUCUCCUGUCUUCCGUGAGACUUCCAAUAGUCUGGAAUGCCUCUGGAAUGCAAAACAGAGUCUUGUGACUCCAAGAGCACUGCACAGUGGCAUAAACAGAAACCAACAUCCCUGAGAUUUCAGGGCCCAAACCUGAGAUCUAGGGACAGCCCCUGGUGAAGUCAUGGGGGGGGGGCUCUGCUGAUUCGUCAUCUAGUCCAACCCCCUGCAAUGCAGGAAUCCUGCCGACAAACUGUCCCUGGGUGGGCUCAAACCACAAACCUUCUGCUUAACUGCCAGGUGCACCGACCCAUUACACCACAGGAGAGAAAGGCCUUAGCCUGUCCAUGGGAGGAUAACAAAGAAAGAGCCAUUCUAGCCUCUCUUGAGAGGGAAUCCCGGAAUCUGGGAGCAGCCACAGAAAAGGCUCAUUCUCAGGUCCCCACUAACCACGACUCUGAUGUUGGUGGGACUGAGAGGAUGUGCUCAACCAAGGAUGUUAGCACUUGUUGGGGAGGUACAGCCUUUCAGGCUGCCUGGACUCCAACCAAAAACAUGGGGACACAUGAGAGCACCCACCCUAUAAUAAUGCUUGGGAGAAAAGUUGGACUUUGUGGCACCAGCCCCCUGGAAUCCCCUUCCUUAGAUGUGACACAACACUAAGAGCCCAUGAUCAAGUUGCAGUAUGCUUUGCCCCGGAGACAGAACGUAAGAAGAGAUUGUUGCAUUAAGCCAAUGGGGUUGGAUAAGGUUGACUUAUUAGAGCGUUUUCUUCUGUAGAGAAAAUGUCCUUUCGCUCGCUCAUGGGGUAUUGCGAGUUUUAUAGGGAUGUGCCUUUCCUUUUUGAUUUUGGUGGCUCUUGUUUAUGAUGGUCAAGCCAGACCUUUUGAGGUCAGUUUUCCUUUUUAGGCGCUCAACCACUGCCAUGAUGUCCUAUCAGGCUAAAAUGAGCAGAUAACAGCAAAGGUUGCUAGGUUCAUAGCAGGGGCAAUCAGAAUAAGGGCCACUAACUGACUGCUGAUUCAGGACUUUAAAUUGUGCUCUUAUAUCAAAUUUCCCUUUCUGCCUAUACUGUAAUGUUUUACUUGUUGCUAUGGUCAUUGGCUAAUGCGAAUAAAGUUUUAUCUAUCUAUUCAGCCAAUGGCCAAUCUCGUCCAGCAUCUUCUUCUGACAGGCGGCCCCAGCCAACCAUUUGUGGUCCUUGGACACGCCUUCCUCGCUAAUCCCUUUUUCUCCCCUAGCUGCUCUUCCUCUGCCAAGAAGACCACCUGCAGCUGGCCCUGAAUGGGACCCCCCUUGGUCCUCAGUGCAUCCCUCACCCCGCCACUGACGCCAUCAAGGAGCUGGCUGUGGAUGGAGACGUUGUGCUUUACAGCACCCAGGUUCGGUCUUCUCUUCCGAGUUGUAGCGCAGCUGCUUUGAAGAUCCAAAGAUAA